Molecule: messenger RNA, 496 nt
Organism: Frieseomelitta varia
Lineage: Eukaryota; Metazoa; Arthropoda; Insecta; Hymenoptera; Apidae
Product: caspase-9-like
Exons: 3
Coding region: 79-411 (110 amino acids)
Biological process (GO): regulation of apoptotic process
Source: RefSeq, a predicted model, not a curated record
AUAGUUAAAGGAAAGUGUCAUUUGAGUUGAGCGGACAAAGUUGUAGUAAUUAACGAAUUUCGUAAAUUUAUUGUUAACAUGGAUCAAAUGGAUCGGGAUACACUAGACUCGUGUUGCGAGGAAAUUAUACCUAAAAUAGACAUGAUUCAAUUGUGGCCAAAGCUUCUUCAAAAUCAAAUUUUUAAUAGAGAUGACGUGAAUGUUCGGCGUUGGGAGCAAAAUCUGACAGAAGAGGCAACUAUCCGUGAUAUAUAUUUGACCAUAAAAACACGUGGACCACACGCUUUUAGUGGGCUUAUUAUAAGUUUAUGCCAAAUUGGUCAGGAAGAUUUGGCAGAUAUCUUAGAAGAAAGAAGAUAUAGACUUUGUAAUAAUGUCGCUGAACAAAUGAAUCAUACUGGAGAAAGAUAAGGCUAUGAGUCAUUUUCAUCAGGAUACUGGUUCAUGUUGUUGAAAUGUCAUCUGAGUUGCGGACAAAGUUGUAGUAAUUAACGAA